AUGAUUAACCGGAGCUCAGGAGCCGACUUCAUCCUGAUGGGCUUCUCUGACCACCCACAGCUUGAGAGGAUCCUCUUUGUGGCGGUGCUGAUCUCCUACCUCCUGACUCUGGUGGGCAACACAGCCAUCAUCUUGGUCUCCUGCGUGGAUUCCGUGCUUCACACACCCAUGUACUAUUUCCUGACCAACCUCUCCUUUGUUGAUAUCUGCUUUUCCACCAGCAUCGUUCCCCAGCUGCUGUGGAAUCUCCAUGGUCCAUCCAAGACCAUCACUCCCAUAGGCUGUGCAAUUCAGCUCUAUGUGUCUCUGGCUCUGGGGUCCACUGAAUGUGUCCUCCUAGCCGUCAUGGCAUUUGAUCGCUAUGCUGCUGUUUGCAGACCACUCCAUUACAACAGGGUUAUGCACUCCCGGCUCUGCCAGUUGCUUGCUGGAGUGGCCUGGCUGAGUGGAGUGGGCAACACAGUGAUUCAGGGCACCAUCACCCUCCGCCUGCCUCGCUGUGGGAACCACAAGAUUUACCACUUCAUUUGUGAGGUUCCUGCUAUGAUCAAGUUGGCCUGUACAGACAUUCACGCCAAUGAGGUCCAGCUCUUUGUGGCAUCCUUGGUGCUGCUGCUCCUCCCCCUGGCUCUCAUCUUGGUUUCAUAUGGGCACAUUGCCCAAGCAGUGAUGAGGAUAAGGUCCACCCAAACCUGGCACAAAGCUCUUGGAACUUGUGGGUCCCACCUGCUGGUGGUAAACCUGUUCUAUGGCACCAUUACCACUGUCUAUAUCCAGCCCAACAGCUCCUAUGCUCACAGUCAAGGGAAGUUCAUCACACUUUUGUACACUGUGGUUACUCCCACUCUAAACCCCCUCAUUUACACCAUGAGAAACAAAGAUGUAAAAGGAGCUUUGAAGAGGCUAGUGGGGAAAAGGAAGCACUUAGGAGAGUGA
Nannospalax galili (Upper Galilee mountains blind mole rat) is the source of this 936-nucleotide messenger RNA. Its product is annotated as olfactory receptor 2G3-like. Gene Ontology annotation, biological process: G protein-coupled receptor signaling pathway. NCBI's taxonomy places the organism in Eukaryota, Metazoa, Chordata, Mammalia, Rodentia, Spalacidae. The record is from RefSeq and is a predicted model, not a curated record. The transcript has a single exon. The coding region runs from base 1 to 936 and encodes 311 amino acids. Gene Ontology annotation, molecular function: olfactory receptor activity; G protein-coupled receptor activity. Gene Ontology annotation, cellular component: membrane.